AUGUCCGAAAAAAGUCUAAUAAAUUUGUCUAAAUCUCGCUUCACCUGUCCAAACAGCGGAAAAGAUGUUCGUCUAAUUCCCGAUAUUCUACAAAUAAUAUUCACAAAGUUAACAUACAAAGAUUUAUUUUCUGUAAUCCGUGUGAACCGUACUUGGUGUCUCCUCGGAAUUCCAAUAUUUUGGAAAGCGCCGUUCAGUCAUCGACACGCCAAUCCGAAACAUGCAAUCCGUACAUACUUGCUAUCUAACACUGAACUAUCAAUCAACUAUUUAAAGAUGAUUCCGUAUCUGCCGGAAAACACCAUCUUGCCAGAAAAUUUAGAAAGAUUUGAGGAACCGGAUAUUGAUUUUGAAAUUAUUACGAAGCCUUUAUUCGAUUACGUUUCGUAUUGCUUGGUGUUCGAUUAUAAUGGAAUAUUCCGUGCGGUUUUGGGUUAUUGCGAAACAUUGGAUCAACUCUGUAGAAAAAAUACGGCUAAAAGGAUAAUGAAAAUUUUGCUGGAAAUGUUCAAAUCUCGUGGUCAUCAAUUCAAAAAUAUGAGAGUGAAAUAUGAGCACCAUGAUAAUAAUAUUCUUUCUAAAUAUACAUUUUUAUAUUCAGAGAUUGAUACACUUAACUUGGUUGGAUUACAUGUUGAUAAAAGUAAAGUUUUAGCUGCAUUGAUUCCAUUAUGCCGUAAAAUUAAACAUUUGAGCAUCACUAUGAAAAUCGGUUCUGAUGAAUUAAAGAACCUUAUUGAACUUAUACGCGGCCAAACUAAUCUUACCACAAUCGAGAUAAUCGGCAAGAUAAAUGAUCACCGAAAAUCACUAUUGUCAGCACUUUGCGCACAGAAGAAUACAAUUACCUCAAUGGAAUUUUCAUAUUUCCCUUUUGAAGGUCUUACGGAUUGGACCAUCUUUCGACAAUUCACUCGAUUGAAACGUUUGAAAAUAUAUUAUUUCUCGAAAACAGAUAUUGAUGAUGAUGCAUUGGGUGUUAAAUACAUGGAAAAGCACCAUUCAUCGCAUCAUGUACACCGAUAUGGUAGCUUUAACCGUACAACAUUCAUUCCGGCCCACGAGAAUGAUCAUGAACGAGCUGCAGAGUUGGUUGCGUCAUUAGCAAUUAAGAAAUGUAAAUACAUGUACUAG
This is a messenger RNA of Ambispora gerdemannii, 1134 nucleotides long. The record is from the annotation of a GenBank genome assembly. NCBI's taxonomy places the organism in Eukaryota, Fungi, Glomeromycota, Glomeromycetes, Archaeosporales, Ambisporaceae.